CCCAGUGCCUGAGGAGGCCAGAGAGGGUGUUGGAGUCUCUGGAAGUGUAGCUACAGAUGGUUGUAAGCUGCAAUAAUAGUGCUGGAAUCAACCCAACCCCAGGCCUCUGGAAGAGCAACCAGUUUUCUUAACCACUGAGCCAUCCCGCCAGCCCCCUUGGAACGCAUUUUGUGGUGCUUAUCUUGGGGAUUCUGCAGAAGUGUUGAAAGAACUAUUGUGAGAAACCCACACCCACUUCCCUUUUCAUAGUGGGCUUGCCCACUUCUCCAACCCAUAACUUCAUCUAUGUGGAUUCCCCAGGAUAGCCCAGCUGGUUCAGAGUGCUUUGCUACCUGCCUUUCCGUUUGCCACGGCCCUGGCCUUGAGAGGUGGGUGUGUUUACAACUAAAUUCUGACCACACAGAGCUUCCUCCUGUGUGUGGGGGGGGGAGGCAAAAUCACUGACCUCUAGCAAAAGACAAGCACUGAUCACAACUCUUAGCCAGAAUAUUUAUAACCCAAAGCCAGUGAAUGAACAGCCAAUCAGUAAUAAGGGAAGGUCCUUGGUUUGAGAUGCAGAAUGCUCCCCCAGAGACCCAGUUCUUUCACAGGUUAAGCCUGGGAAAUCCCCAGUCCAUUGGCUCAGGUCUGGCCAGCAUCCGGGAUGACCAGCUGUGCAAGAGAGGUUGCUGUUAUCUCUCAGAUUGAUGAAAGGAUAUUCUGGGCAGGCAGCGCCGAUGGUACUUACAGCUCAUUCUCAUGUCCCCUGACCCAUUCUUAGCUGAGUGCCAGUGUUCUAGAAAGGUGAGAGAGUGCUAGGUUCUAGAAUGACCCCACCCCACCCCACCCCCGAGAUGGGUCCUGGUGUGCUAGGACAGCGUCUUGUACAUCAGCUGGGAAUAAACCGCCUUGCACCUGGCGACUCCUCUGCAGUUUCUGGCUUCUUUUACUGGUUGUUUGACCCUUUCUUUUUGUAGCAGCCUCCUCUCAGCAUGAUUUCUAAAAAGCCUUUGGUGCCUUGAGUUUGGCCCUGUCCCCUUAAGAUCCUCCUUCCUACAAGCAUGAGUCUGGCCCAAACCACUGUGCUCCUGUGGGCCUGGGGCAGUCUCCAGGCCUUUGAAAUCGUGGAGAAGGAGAACAUUUUUCAGAAGACGCCCUGCCCAGCUUUCCUGAUGUUUGAUAAUGCUGCCUAUCUGGCUGACAUGAGCUUUGAACUUCCCUGCCACUGCAAACCUGAGGAUGUUCCAGCUGUGGUCUGGUAUUACCAAAAGCACUUGGGAAGCAGCCACACUGUAGUGCUUACAGACUUUGAUGGGCGGGUGCUCACUGAGGCAGCUCACGUUCGAGUGGGCAGCAGCAUGCUGGUCCGUUUCAGCAUCCGCAUGUUCAGUCUGCUGGUUUUCCGGGCCCAGCCAGAGGACUCAGGCCUAUAUUUUUGUGGCACCCGUAAGGGGGACUAUUUUUAUGCCUAUGAUGUGGACAUCCAAAGCAAUGAGGGAAUGGUAGCCACCUUCAGGGACAGGGGCCAGGAGCCAUUGCCAGAUGAAUACUAUGGUAACCUCCACGUCUUUACUACCUUCUGGGAGUGGACCCCCUGUGACCGCUGUGGGGUGCAUGGGGAACAGUGGCGCCUUGGACUCUGCUACCUGCAGAACGCUGACCUCUCCCCCCGGUACCUUAAGACACUGCCCAACGUAGUGUCCUGUGGCUCUCGGGCUGUGCCAAGGAAACUGUGGCUCAAGACCAGGUACCACACACCUGAGCUGCUGAUUCAGAGCUGCCUAGUGUCCUGUGAGAAGAGGCAUCAGAUCCGGAAGGGUGUGCUCACAAUCUACAACUAUGUGUCCAAAGUGGGCAGCCGGCCCUGGCUGCCUCAGGUGCCCAUUCAAUUCCAUCAGCAAAGACUAGGCCAUGGCCUCAUCAUCUCCUGUCCCGGGGCCCGGCCAGAGCAUGCUGUGGCCUGGGACAAAGACCGUCAGCCCCUCUACCGCACACAAUACCUAAAAGGCGUCAACAGAUCCAUGAGAGUGUUCAUCGACCACGGCAACCAUCUCCACAUCCGCUUUACCCAGUUGAGUGAUCGGGGCAUCUAUUACUGCUGGCGGCAAGGCUUGAGAAUCGCUGGCUUCCGGUUGGGAGUAACAUCUCGAGGACGCUACCCAGCCUCACUCUCAGACCCCGAGACUCGCACUGCUGUGGAACUCACCCUGCUAGGCUAUCUGCUCAUCACAGCAAUCUUUGUCACCAUCCACCUCUGUCGGUGCUGUUGCUACUCAUUUCGCUGUUGUCCCAACUUCUCCACCCAUACCCUUCUCCAGCUGUGAAAACUAGUUGUGUUUUAAUAUGUUUGUUAAAUGAUACCAGAUGCUUCUGGAUGGGCAUCCUGGGCUGGGACACA
Molecule: messenger RNA, 2377 nt
Organism: Mesocricetus auratus (golden hamster)
Lineage: Eukaryota; Metazoa; Chordata; Mammalia; Rodentia; Cricetidae
Gene: Fam187a
Product: family with sequence similarity 187 member A
Exons: 1
Coding region: 1041-2303 (420 amino acids)
Source: RefSeq, a predicted model, not a curated record